AUGUCCCUGGACGCCCUUCUUGUUGCCCGCGAAGAUGCUCUCUUGAACGACAUUCUCAGCAUCCAAGGCCGGAUUUCCUCUCUUGAUCGCCUUCCACCUUCUGCAUCUCUUGCUGUUCGCCUCGCUCGUAACCGAACUUGCACAGCUCUCACUCGCCUUGCCCCUGACAUCCAUGCUGUUCUCAGUCGCCAACGGUCUGUCUCUCCGCCUCAUUCUCCUACUCCUGGGGGCUUCCAGAGCCGUUUUAGCUCACCUGCCAUGCCAAGUCCUGCUCGCUCGCUCUCUCUUUCACCACCUCGCCCUAAUCAAAUGGAUGAGAUUCUCUCUCGGCAGCAACACCCUCAACCCCAGCAGCCGGCGGCAUCUGACAUCCCAGAUCCCAGACUAGAGCAUAUCCUAUAUGCUCUAGAAUGCGAGCCCAGAGGCCCAGAUGAAUUCGUUGACCUGCUCUUCAAUCCCGGCGCAGGUAGCCGCCGCACUGUGGAAGACGAGGCACUCAAACGCCUAUGUCGAGAAUGGUCUGGCGUCCCUGAGCGCGAAUGGCGCGAUGCGUUCCGCCCGUUUGUCCAUGCUGUUCCAGCACCAUACCGCAUUCGUGCGAGUGCUGAUCGAGCCAACAACAUCGACCACAUUGAAGAGCGCAUUGCAGAGAGAAGCAAGCUCUUAUUCUCUCUAUCUGAAGUGGACAUCGGCUGCUCUCUACUGGAAUGA
Messenger RNA from Fibroporia radiculosa, 711 nucleotides. RefSeq lists its product as uncharacterized. The transcript has 4 exons. The record is from RefSeq and is a predicted model, not a curated record. The coding region runs from base 1 to 711 and encodes 236 amino acids. Lineage: Eukaryota; Fungi; Basidiomycota; Agaricomycetes; Polyporales; Fibroporiaceae.